GCUGCUGCUCAUCUCCUUCCUCAUCCUCUCCGCCUGCAAGCCAUGGCGCUACCUUUCCCGCUUCCGAUCCUUCCGCUUAUCCGUCAUCAAGCUCAAAUUCUGAUGGAUUCGUCUAGGUUAAGAUGGCCGUAUCUGGGAUUUUCUGCCUGCUCAAUUUGUAGGAAAUGUGUUAAUCCGAGAGGCCAACUCCACCAUCUUUGGAUUUUGCUCUUACCUUGUGAGAGGCAGUUAUCAAUCAAGAUUUGGCAAGAUCGUGGAUUUCUAGAACUGUUGAUGUGCAUGUAGACUGAGCCCAGCAUUUGGAAACACGUUAACUUUUUCGAUGCGAACGUGUUGAUGCCAGAGGUUUAUCAAUGAGGAUUAUAUUGUUUCUGUGUUUGGUGCUGGGUGCAUAACUUAUUAACUCAUAUUUCUUAUGCAUGCAAUUGCUGCAUGACUUGGAUAGCAUAUUCAAGGUUUUAUAGGAACUAUAUCCGGCAUGUUGUUAUUAGAUUCGUGAGACCUGGAAAUCGUUUCUCGGCUGAAGCAGGGGAUUUACAAAGACCCCUAGUAUCCGAUCAUGGAAAUUCGAGCCAGGGCCAAACGAACGAAUUAACAAGGGAGUAUGAUCUAGAGGGAGCUUGCUACAAAAAUGAAGGGCUUUUGCAUGCAUCUCUAACGGAAGGAUGUGUUUACAAACAAAGGCUUCCUUCUUCGUCUCCCCAUCUCACCCUCGGCGAAAGCUUGAUAGUUGAAGUAAUUUCUGAACAUCCUGAAGACGUUUCGGUGGGCCAGACACUUAAACAUCAAGCUGAAAAAGGUCAAUUAGCGGAAGUGCAAAACUAUGAUUGGCAGGAUAACCAAAGUCACAAGUUGAAACAUGAUCGAGAAAGCAUUAGGCUUAGGGAGCUUUCUCCGAAACCAAUCGAAGACAAAAGAAGCUGGCUGUUUUUGGAGGUCAUUUCUGGUCCUUCUGUUGGGCUUCGAUUUUCUGUGGAGUCCACAAGUAUUAACCUGCCACUGACCCUUGGGAGGGUUUCCCCUAGUGGUUUAUUGGUUAAGGACUUCGAGGUUUCUGGGAAGCAUGCUCAAAUAAACUGGAACUCCACUAAAUUAAAGUGGGAGCUGGUAGACAUGGGUAGCCUAAACGGGACUCUCUUGAACUCUCGGUCAGUCAGUCAUCAUAAUUUAGGUAGCCGAAACUGGGGUGACCCAAUUGAGCUUGCAAGUGGAGAUAUAAUAACUGUGGGUACAACCACAAAGAUCUAUGUACGUAUCUCAUCUCAGAAUGAGUAUCGGACGCCCUUUAGGGUUGGCGUGGCCUCAGAUCCCAUGGCUUUACGUCAAGGAGGCAGGAAGCUUCCUAUGGAAGAUGUUUGCUAUUACCAGUGGCCACUUCCUGGGGCUGAUAAGUUUGGGCUGUUUGGUGUUUGUGAUGGACAUGGAGGACCAGAGGCUGCUCAAGUUGCAAGCAAAAUUUUCCCCGAGAUUUUGGCGAAUAUUUUGUCAGACCCGGUGAAGAAGGGGAAAGUAUUAUCACAAUGCGAUGCUUCAGAUAUCCUUAGGGAUGCCUUCUCAAAAACAGAAGCUUGCCUGGAUCACCUUUAUGAGGGUUGUACAGCAACUGUUCUCUUGAUUUGGGAAGAUGGUGAAGAAAAAUUCUUUGCACAAUGUGCUAAUGUUGGGGAUUCAGCCUGUGUUAUCAAUGUUGAUGGGAAAUAUAUACAGAUGACCCAAGAUCAUAGAAUGACUAGCCCUUCUGAGAGACUGCGAAUGCAAAACUUAGGGUUACCCUUGAGAGAUGGGGAGAAACGACUGUUUGGUGUAAACCUUGCUAGGGUGCUUGGAGACAAAUUUCUGAAGAAGCAAGACAUCCGUUUCAGUGCUGAUCCAUAUAUAAGUGAACCUGUAAGGCUCGAUCAUGGAAGAGAAGUAUUUGCUCUACUGGCAAGCGAUGGCUUAUGGGACGUGGUCAGUGUGAAGAAGGCUGUUCAGCUUGUUCAUGAGAACAAGAUGAGGGACGGAAGAAGCUCGGGGGAAGAUAGGACGGUGAAUCAAGCUGAGAAGAUAGCAAACAGUUUGUUGAGCGAAGCCAAAACCAUGAGGACAAGAGACAACACCUCUGUGAUGUACUUAGAUUUCGACAGGAACUGUAAACUGUACAUUUGAUGUACAAGAAGGAAAAAAAAAAAGAAAAGAUGUCAGCGCCUCUCCA
Tarenaya hassleriana is the source of this 2194-nucleotide messenger RNA. Its product is annotated as protein phosphatase 2C 70-like. The transcript is spliced from 15 exons. Gene Ontology annotation, molecular function: cation binding; protein binding; protein serine/threonine phosphatase activity. Gene Ontology annotation, biological process: protein dephosphorylation. Bases 433 to 2148 code for a protein of 571 amino acids. Lineage: Eukaryota; Viridiplantae; Streptophyta; Magnoliopsida; Brassicales; Cleomaceae. The record is from RefSeq and is a predicted model, not a curated record.